AUGUCACUUCACAUAUUUAAAUCGAAUUCAACUCCAAAGGAUCCUACGAACAUAGAACGAUUACACUAUAUAGCAACUGGUAGUUCUGCAGAAGACCUCUAUUUACCAUUUACUACAAAUAUUCAAUCAGAUAUAGAUCGAAUGUUUGAAUUUCCAAACAUGAUUGUUAUUGACCGUGAACAAUUAUUACCAAAUCAAUUUGAAACAUAUCGACAGUUAAAGCUUGGUAUACUCUCCCUUGAGUAUUCUAAUAAAAAAUAUCCAUGUUAUGUUAAACUCUACUUUUAUUCAUCAUGCGACCAUACGAUGAAAAAGUAUAAACAAUUAUUAAUAAAUCCAGAGAAUAAAUUACAAAUAACUGAAUCAAAAGUAGAAUCAAAUGAAAACAGAAAAUAUUUUUCACCUGAUGAUUUUCUUGCUUGGUUUGAACGUAACUGGCCUAGCGAAGCGAAUGAGUUAAUUCAGAGACAUGGUCCAUCUUUGUGUUUAACAACAGCCAAUGAUCCAAAUCUACCACUUCCAAUGGACCACGUUCCAUCAUUCCGAUGUUAUUGCUGGCCAAAGCCAGCCACCUCUUGGGUAAUACGAUUAAGAAAAAGUGACUGGCCAAAUAAAGAUUUAAUUGAUAAAAUUGUUUCAUUUGGUUGUCAUCUCGUUGUAUUGCCGCAUCCUCUAAGCGUUGACAAAAAUGAAUGGCGUCUGUCAUUUUCUGUUGCUGAAGUAUUAUUAGCACAAUCAUUAAAUGAUUAUCAGAAAAAAUGUUACCUAAUAAUGAAAGCUAUAUUUAAAGUACAUAUCAAUUCAGAUUAUCCGGAUACCAUAUGCAGUUAUUAUUUAAAAACGAUAUUUUACUGGUUUUGUGAAACAACCAGAAAAGAACAGUUUACUUACGAAACCUUGUAUGAUCGUUUCAUUGAUUAUGCAGAUUUGAUUGUUGAAUGUUUUCGAGAAAAAUAUAUAGAACAUUAUUUUGUUUCCAAUCAUAAUCUAAUUGACCAUAUGGAUGAACAUAUAUUAAUGAAAAUCGUUGAUAAAUUUAGUGAAAUUAAAAUGAAUCUAUUGAAUAUCAUUGAAAAAUGUGAGCAAUACUACUAUGAAACAAAUCGAUUUUUACGAUUUUCUCCAAUUAUCGAUGAACUAGACAAAUCUACUGAUGAUAAUACAUGUAUUAUUGUUUAUUAUGCAUCAUUUAUUCAAGCACUGGUUUUACAACAACGAUCUAUUGAUUACUCAUUAUUAGUUACUAGUGAAUGCAUGGAUAGGAAUUAUUUAGCUAAGUGUUCAGAUAAUGCAGCAAAAUAUUUGAUAAAUGCUGUUGGUACUCUAGCAAAUUUGAUUGCUGACACAGAUGAAUGUUCACUACAAUUUCUAAAAGCAAAUGACAUUAUUAUUAAAAUUUGUGAAGUAAAAUUAUUUACUAACAAUGAUAAGACAUAUGAGACAGCUAAAAAAAAUUACGAUGAGGUCAAAACGAAAUUAGAGACUUUGAAUACAAACAGUUAA
Messenger RNA from Didymodactylos carnosus, 1503 nucleotides. Lineage: Eukaryota; Metazoa; Rotifera; Eurotatoria; Philodinida; Philodinidae. The record is from the annotation of a GenBank genome assembly.